Molecule: messenger RNA, 2056 nt
Organism: Macrosteles quadrilineatus (aster leafhopper)
Lineage: Eukaryota; Metazoa; Arthropoda; Insecta; Hemiptera; Cicadellidae
Product: venom carboxylesterase-6-like
Exons: 10
Coding region: 116-1834 (572 amino acids)
Source: RefSeq, a predicted model, not a curated record
UCAAAAUCACAGUUGGAGUAGGUUUAUACUAAAGAUCAGUUAACAUUGUUAUUAUAAGUUAGACAAAAAUACUUUCUUAUGUAAGAAAUUAUUAUUUGAUUGUUACUUCGGCAAUAUGUUGCGUCUUGUUUUUGUUUUUUAUUUUUCAUUGCCAGUUGCAGUUUAUUGUUCCGAUACUCCAACAGUGCAAGUAGAGUUUGGCAAGCUCAGAGGUCAUAACUUAGUGACAGCAGGAGGGAGGACAAUUUUUGCUUUCGAGGGCAUCCCUUAUGCUAAACCACCAGUAGGGGAACGAAGGUUUAAGGAGUCUGAGCCGCUAGACACCCCAUGGGAUGGAGUAUGGGACGCUAGUCACCCAGGCAGUGUGUGUCUACAGUACGAUCACAUGACUUAUCUACUGGAUGAGCCCAUACUGGGAGAUGAGGACUGCUUGUAUCUUAACGUUUAUACUACACAAUUACCGAAAAAGAAUGAACAAUUGAGGGACGUCAUUGUAUACAUCCAUGGAGGAGCCUUCACCUAUGGAGGGGGUCACCUGUAUAUGCCCUGGUAUCUACUGGAUCAUGAUGUUGUCUAUGUAUCUAUUAACUAUCGGCUCGGACCCUUAGGCUUCCUCAGCACAGAGGAUGAUGUAGUGCCAGGCAACAAUGGGUUAAAGGACCAAGUGAGAUCUCUGGAGUGGAUACAGAGGAACAUAGCAGCUUUUGGAGGCAACCCCCAGAGUGUGACAAUCACAGGAAUGUCUGCAGGGGGAGCCAGCGUACACUACCACUACCUGUCUCCUCGAUCCAAGGGUCUGUUCCACAAGGGAGUGUCCAUGAGUGGCUCAGCACUCUGCCCUUGGACACAGACAGAACAAGUAACUUUGAGGGCUCACACCCUCGCCUCGGCCCUUGGAUGUCCGACCACCAGUAGUCAGGAGAUGGUCAACUGUCUGCGGAACCGGCCAGCUAGGAGAAUCGUGAGGCUUGUCCAAACUCCUUUGUUUAUGCCAUGGCACUUCAAUCCGUACACCCCGUUUGGGCCGGUGGUUGAGAAGGCAGGAGAAUCACCCUUCUUAACACAACAUCCCUGGGACAUAUUGAGGGAGGGGAAAGUUCAAGCUCUGCCAUGGCUCGCCAGUGUUACGUCUGAGGAAGGGCUCUACCCUGUAUCAAAUUUUGUGGCAAAUGCAACACUUUUGGAUGAGAUAGAGCGAGAUUGGCUGAAGAUUGCUCCAGCUCUUCUUGACUACAACUACACUGUUGCAUCAGAACUUAAAGAUGAAACAAGCCAGAGGAUUAAAGAGUUUUACAUGAAAGGACAACCCAUUUCCAGAGCAACUACUGCUCCUUUUAUACAGCUAGCAAGUGACCGCUUGUUUGUGGUGGAUGUAGAGAGAGCUGCUAGAUUACAGGCUGAAGUGGGCAAGGCUCCUGUCUAUUUCUACCACUUCACCUACAGAGGCAAACAUUCAUACUCUGAGAUGAUGUCUUGGGGCUCAACUGAAAACUUUGGAGUUAGUCAUGGGGAUGACACAGGAUACAUGCUUGGAGUGGACUACAUGAAUCCUUUAGAGACUGAUACUGAUAAGAACAUGAGCAACUUAAUGGUCAAUAUGUGGAUUAACUAUGCCAAAACUGGCAAGCCCCAGUUUAAGAAUGCAGUUUGGGUCCCAGUGUCACCGAAGGCUAGCACUGACGGUUAUCUUGACUAUCUUCAUAUAGCCUCUCCUAAGGACGUUUCACCUAAGAAAACUCAAGAUCUCGGUAAUCGACAAUUUUGGGACUCACUUCCCUUCCAUGAACCUACCCGAGGUCAAGUUCAAUCAGUUCUCAGUCAUACUGAAUUGUAAAACAAAUGAGAGAUUGAACGUUAAUUUUACUGACUCAUAUCCGUAUGUAAUUUGUAAUAUCGGGCAGACAAGACAAAAAUAUGAAUGGAACUGUCAUUAAUUAGGUUUUGAAUGGAUAUUGUAGAUGUUGAGAGCUUCACUCGAUAAGUAGAAAAAUACACAUAAAUGUAACACUUGGUGAGCAACAGCUUUGGUUACGGAAAAUAUAUGAAAACAUUUUAA